CGGCCAUUUUCUCCCUGUUGAGGGAAUAAGUCGCCAUGGCCCCCAGCCGCAAUGGCAUGAUCUUGAAGCCCCACUUCCAUAAGGAUUGGCAGAGGAGGGUGGCCACUUGGUUUAACCAGCCAGCCAGGAAGCUCCGCAGACGCAAGGCUCGCCAGGCCAAAGCACGCCUUAUAGCUCCAAGACCAGUUUCAGGGCCAAUCAGGCCAGUGGUGAGGUGUCCCACCAUCAGAUACCACACCAAGGUGCGAGCCGGCAGAGGCUUCAGUCUGGAGGAGCUCAAGGCAGCUGGCAUCAACAGGAAGGUGGCACGCACCAUUGGCAUCUCUGUGGACAAAAGACGUCGCAACAAAUCCACAGAGUCGUUGCAGACCAACGUGCAACGGCUGAAGGAAUACCGCUCCAAACUGAUCAUCUUCCCACGCAAACCCUCUGCGCCCAAGAAGGGAGACAGCUCUGCUGAAGAGUUGAAGAUGGCAACACAGCUGACCGGAACCGUCAUGCCCAUCCGCAAUGUCUUCAAGAAGGAGAAGGCAAGAGUAAUAUCCGAGGACGAGAAGAACUUCAAGGCUUUUGCCACCCUCCGUAUGGCUCGUGCCAAUGCCAGGCUGUUUGGUCUCCGUGCCAAGAGAGCCAAGGAAGCUGCAGAGCAGGACGUGGAGAAGAAAAAGUAAAACUUGUGCUUGGAACUGUUGAUAAUAAAAAUACAAAACCUA
Molecule: messenger RNA, 713 nt
Organism: Spea bombifrons (plains spadefoot toad)
Lineage: Eukaryota; Metazoa; Chordata; Amphibia; Anura; Pelobatidae
Gene: RPL13
Product: ribosomal protein L13
Exons: 6
Coding region: 36-671 (211 amino acids)
Biological process (GO): translation
Cellular component (GO): ribosome; cytosolic large ribosomal subunit
Molecular function (GO): structural constituent of ribosome; RNA binding
Source: RefSeq, a predicted model, not a curated record